Molecule: messenger RNA, 825 nt
Organism: Histoplasma capsulatum G186AR
Lineage: Eukaryota; Fungi; Ascomycota; Eurotiomycetes; Onygenales; Ajellomycetaceae
Exons: 1
Coding region: 1-825 (274 amino acids)
Source: RefSeq, a predicted model, not a curated record
AUGUCCAACCCCACCAACAACCACUCAUCCCGCUUCGAAAUCCGCCAACUACGCCCAGAGCACAUCGAGUGGGCCAAAGCCGUGCACUCCCACAGCAACAGCUUCUUCUCCCCCAUCUGGCCAAAACUGUACCCCAACCUUCCACCAUGGCGCAUCCACGAGUUUUUCUCCGCCUUCGACCACCUGGUACGCCACCAGAUCGAGUCCGGCCUGUCCUACGGCGUCUUCGACACAGAAUAUAAAUUCAAGGACCCCGAGUCCGCAAAGACGGGCGGGAGGCUAUACUGGGAACAGCCCACCACAGAUAUCGAAAAGGAGGCGACGACACAGCAAUCCCUCCUCGACCAGAUGGACUUCCCGCUCGUCUCGAUCGCUCUCUCCUUUGACCCCUUCAACCCCUUCGAGAUGGAAAAGAUGAUGUCCCUAUUCGCCCUGGCCCCGGAGUUCGCCUUCAUCAACGCCCAGAUCAACGAGAGGGACACACGCGAUCCGGCCAUGCUGGAGGACCCCAGCGCUCCCGGCCAGAUCCUGCGACGCAACUCCACCGCCACGCGCGCGGACUAUAUGGGCCUCGGGCUGAUGAAGAUGCUCUCGCAUCAUCUCAUGAAUGAGGCUGCGGGCAAAGGGUUUAGAGAGAUCAAGAUCGAGACCUUUAGCGAUGCUGUGUUCCAUGUGUGGACGAACCCGCCGUCGCCAUACAAGGCGGAGGUGGUGUGUGAGUUGAAUUUGAAGGAGUUUGCGGGCGAGGUGGAGGUGUUUGGACAGACGUUACCCUUUGAGUAUGUCGAUCAGGUGGUUGCGAGGGUUUAUGUGAAGUUUAAAUGA